CAGGUUUCUCUCUGAUGGUACACUAGGUCGCUCAGAUGUUUCCGAACGCGGCCUUACGUGAAAUGAAACGUGUAGAACGAUCGAAGUACAUAACCGAAUUAAAACCAGCCCUUUUUACAGAGAAACAGAAUCACGUAAUUUUCCCCCAAGAAUACGCGUUCGCCGACUCGUUUUAGCUUGUUGGCGAAUUUAGCUUCGAUCGUAAACUUGCGGAUUCAAACGAAAUGCAAUUUGCGUCGUGGACACGCUCGUAGGAUAGACAGGGAAAGAAUGAAAAAGAAACUCGUUGGGUAAUUUAAAUCCAGGCCGUCGAUCGAGCCUUAUUAGGAACUUGAUCGGUCCAGCCAUCGCUGGGAUGCGGUAACUCGUGCUGGAUCAGCUGACUCGCGCGAAGGCUCGAUCUCGCUCGCGCGUCGCUGGUGGCUGGCACGUGCGAGACUGGAACACUUGACACUGUCUCCCGAUCAUGGCCUCGUUACACGUAAAUCGCACAGUUGGUGAUACUACAGCACAGUUUUUUUCAUUAAUCGAGAGACUGCUCUCGUUAACCAGCACGAAGCUCAGCGAUAAGAAACAGAUCAACGUAUAUUUGAACGAUCUCAACGAGCUGGACUACAGAUGCCUCGAUAUUGUAAAUAAUGACGCGGUGCUACUGUUGGUGAAUCAGCUUUGCGCGAUUGUACUACCAACGGAAACGUCCCUGGUCCGAAACGUUUGUAAAUUUCUGUACAAUCUGACGCAAAGUAACAUCAAGCUCCACGGCCGGACGUUCGCCACUUGCAAGCGAUGGAUCUUGGAAGCGUUGGAAUUUUCCGAGCCACUGGCACAAGUCGACGUGUUGCUCGCCAUAAAAAGCUUUUUACACUUUGGAUAUUUUGAUGACGUCAAUCACCAUGUACGACUGUUGCUCAGGAAUAAGGGUUUGUUAAUAAAGCAUUUAAAUCCGUUGUGUAACCCAUGGUCUGAAAUCAAUUUUCACGCCCUUGGGUGUCUAGAAGAAAUGGUAGUGAACAAAAGUAGCGGUUACUGCUUAUCGGACGAGUUUACGUGUUUGAUAAGAGAUAUAAUUUUUAAGAUUCUGUCACUCCUGCCGUACCAUAGCGACGAUAAGCUUUACUAUAGUAAAAUUAUAAAUUCGUGCUUGCACAUUUUGCAUUGCAUGAUUUCCGAAAAAAUGAUCCCCAGCUCUCCCGACUUCGUUGGAGAGAUAUUGGGAGUGGUGCAAGCGUUUCUGUUCUACGGCAUCAAGGGUUACUCGGUUGCGAGGCCGCAGUUACUUCGUCCAGCCGCAAUGAAUCUACCGGAGCGCGUUCACGUGGUUCCCAAGUGCAAGAAUCUGAAGAAUCACAAGGCGAAGCCCAAGAAGGCACCGGCCAGGAGAACCGACGCGGGAAACAAUGUUCUACCGGAGCACACGGGAAUUUCCAAAUAUUCCAGCGACUCGGACACCUCCGACACAGAAAUUAAUAAUUCUGCCCAUAUCGAUUCCAAAGUAAGAUUAGGAGCUGUACGCUUACUGCAGACUCUCACAGAAAUCACGCAGAGCCGAGAGAUCUUCGGGUACUGGCCGCAAAUCGUGGCCACCGGUUCACGAAACGACGUGCGAGUAUUGACGAGAAGUAUAUUGGUUGAACCUGUGCCUAAAGUACGACAGAACGUAUUGAGUUCGUUAACGGAACUGCUGAUAGGCGCUAAACCAUUCUUGAUACACGCCGAAGACACCAAUCAUACCUCCUUCAUUACGUUCUUCGGCACGGUGUGUUUAAUGGUCAAAGAACUGCAUUUUACGUUAUCGUUAAUUUUGCUCACCGAAAAGAACGUAGCCGUGUUAACGCACGCGUUAAAGUGCACGGCAGCUCUUGUGCAGGGCACGCCGUAUGAGCGAUUGAAACUUGGCUUGGCCACCAAACUAGUUAGGAAUUGUAAGCCGCACAUAUUUCACAAAGAUCCGACUGUACGCGUUGCGGCGCUAUCCAUUUUUGAAGCAUUUGCCUCGAGCGAACCCAUCACACAGGAAAUAUUAAGUAUAUUGGCUAAACAAACUAUGGGUGGAACAGGGCCGGAAAGGUCACAGCUCGAUACCGGUGCCACGAGCGAUGUUGGAACGGAAGAGGAGGAAAUAGACAUCGAGGACAUGGAAAAUUCGACAGACCGCUGUAGCGAGAUUACGUCGAUGUCGAAAGACGAAAGCAUCUGUCUGCUAAUUCGCAUUUGCUUAGAAAAUAUAUCCAAUAAGUCGGUUAAUACACCUGUGCGACUUCAGUCUUUAAAACUCCUGGGGAGGCUGGCAUUUAACACGGGGAGUCUCGUGUAUCCUCAUCUGGAGAAAGUGACCGCGACCUUAAUCUCGAUCAUGGGAGAAUCGGAGAGCCAAGUGGUGUUGCACACAUGCCGGGUUUUAGAGAUUAUGUCCGGCUGUCUCGGAAACACCGAGACUUAUCAUAACAACGGCAUAUUAUUUUGGGACAUUAUAUUUGAAUCUAUGAUAUCACUCGCCCAAACGUCACAGACCAUAUUGCGAGAAGCCGCAUGCGAUUGCCUAGGCAGCAUCAGUGGAAAUGUAUUCGCGCAAUUAUCGAGGCAAAGAAUUAUAUUAAUAAUUACAAUACUGUUUGGGGCAGUUCGCGACGAGGAAAGCGCUGUCAGGGCAGCAGGCUUGCGUGCGUUAGGGAUGUUGGUAACUUUAUCGGCGUUGGAAUGUGACACGGGCUUCCUCGUGGAUCUGGCUGAUACGGUUUGCGCAGCUUUUGAAGACAAGAAUCUCGGUGUUCGCGUGAAGAGCGCUUGGGCAUUGGCGAAUUUGUGCGACUGUCUUUCGAGGCAAAAACAACACGAGGAAGUAGAACCAUUUCCUCUAGAAGAUCUGUUACCUAAGUUGUAUCAUAUAAGCGUCAAGGCUGCGAAAGACAAUGAUAAAGUGAAGUGUAACGCCGUGAGAGCAAUUGGAACCAUUUUAUAUCUGUGUCCACAGAAGCACAUACUUUCCGAUACAACAUUGGGACUGGAUGCGCUGAUUAAAUGUGCUGUUUUAGGAAACGAUAUGAAAGUACGGUGGAACGCUUGUCGAGCUUUAGGAUUGGUUUUGAGUCACGAUCCAGAUGCGAUAUUGCCACCUUCCUGGAAGGAUCAAGUAUUUCCAGAACUUUGUACCUUGAUAUGUAACAGUCCAAAUUUUAAAGUGCGCACCAACGCCGCAUGGGCACUGUCCUCGUGUAACUGUUACGACAAGUACACUGUGAUGUUGUGGAAAAGUAUUGUAUUAGCAUUCGAAAAUGCUCAACAUGUCCCAAGUUACGUUGAAUAUCCGCAUCGAGACGCACUCAUUCAGCAACUGUGCCUUACUCUUGCUCGUGUUGCCGCCUGCACAGAGAAAUCUGAACUGCAAAGUCUUUGGAUCGAGAUUGGCGACCACGUGGAAGAAAUUUCCAAUUUUAUGAAGCAGUUUCAGGAGACUGUUCUACCUGAGAAGCUGGGAGAUCUAAUUAAGGCGAAAGCCCAAUUGGAACAACACGCGAGAAAUACAUGUUCCGUCGAAGAACGACAAAUCGCUCAAUCUUUGGCAAAUAUAUUCGAGAGAACUAAUCGUUACGACAACCUAGAUGCCAUUACCUCUGCAAUGUAGAUUUGUAUAACUAAAAUAACAAGAAGUAAAAUAA
This is a messenger RNA of Vollenhovia emeryi, 3656 nucleotides long. RefSeq names its product HEAT repeat-containing protein 6. The transcript is spliced from 12 exons. NCBI's taxonomy places the organism in Eukaryota, Metazoa, Arthropoda, Insecta, Hymenoptera, Formicidae. Gene Ontology annotation, molecular function: protein binding. The record is from RefSeq and is a predicted model, not a curated record. The coding region runs from base 467 to 3622 and encodes 1051 amino acids.